GAGCCGAAUUCGAGACAGAGGGGGAGCGUAGGGCGAGCGAGAGAGUAAAAGUUUGUAUCACUUUCUAAUACAGUAGCACUCUUGCACAGAGCCCGUUGUUAGCAGGGAAACAAGAAGAUGGCGCGGCACCGUUGUGGUGCCACGUCUUGCUGUACAAGGAGAAAAAGGACCGUUUUAAACCUUAGGUCGAUGUGUAUCUUUAUGUCAUACGUUUAUCUUUUUGGUCCAUCUGCUGAAGCCGGACUAUAUACGUCGUCCGAUCAGAUUGUCCUUUUAAACGCGGGCAACUUGGACUCCGUGUUAUUCAACUCUACGUCUGCUUUGGUGGUCGAGUUUUACGCGUCUUGGUGCGGACAUUGUAUGGCGUUUGCUCCCGUAUGGAAAAGUUUGGCGAGAGAUGUCAGAGAGUGGAAGCCUGCUGUGGACCUGGCAGCCAUAGACUGUGCAGAUGAGGGGAACAGGAUGACCUGCUCCAGCUUUGGGAUCAGGGGGUACCCCACUGUCAAGUUCUUCCAUGCUUACACAAAAAGUGGCUCCAAGGGACAGCCUUUCAAAGUGUCUUCACACGACGUCAGGACACUCCGACGUCAGAUCAUUGAUAUGAUGGAAACACACGAAGAGUCCUGGCCACCCGCCUGUCCCCCUCUUGAGACUGCCAGCAAAGCAGAGAUUGACAACUUCUUUGAAACAAAUAGUGUGGAGUACCUGGCACUGGUGUUUGAGAGAAUAAACUCAUAUGUGGGCAGAGAGGUGACGCUAGACUUACUUCAGUACGAGAACAUCGCGGUGAGGAGGGUGCUGAGCACAGAAGAUGGUCUAGUUUCCAAAAUGGGUGUGACGGAGUUCCCGUCGUGCUACCUGUACUAUCCCAACGGGAACUUCAGUCGUCUCAAUGUGCAAAUUGAAGCUCGCACCUUCUACUCCUACGCCCUCCAGAGGCUACCUGGGGUAGUGCGUGCAGGCAAACCACAACCUGUGGUCCCUGAUGUCGUUGACAACACCACAGGACAACAGUGGUUGCCAUUCAACCGGUCCUGUGUGUACAUGUCUGACCUGGAGUCCGCCCUGCAUUACUCGCUGCGUUCCGAGCUGGCGGCCCACCCCACCAUCAGAGGCAAGGCCUUGACCGAUCUGAAACGCUACGUCUCAGUGCUGGUAAAGUACUUCCCUGGCCGGCCGGUGGUGAAGAACCUGCUGCAGUCUGUGGAGGCCUGGCUGCUGGGGCUGGAGGACACUGAGCUCUCUUACAGCUCUCUGCACAGUGUGCUGGAGAACACCGCCGAGAUUCCUAAUGCUGUCCUGCCAGAGGGUGUGCGGUGGGUGGGCUGCCAGGGGUCACAGCCACAUUUCAGGGGGUACCCCUGCUCCAUGUGGACCCUCUUCCAUGUCCUGACUGUACAGGCCAUGAAAACACGUGGUUCAGGCCCGCAGGAGGUGCUCCAGGCCAUGAGGGGCUACGUGCGCAGCUUCUUCGGCUGCCGGGAGUGCGCCUCGCACUUCGAGAACAUGGCCGAGGAGAGCAUGGACAGCGUGAGGACGCUGUCGGCCGCCACGCUGUGGCUCUGGUCCCGCCACAACCGGGUCAACAACAGGCUGGCAGGUGCUCUGAGUGAAGACCCCCUCUUUCCCAAGAUCCAGUGGCCUCCCCCAGAGCUGUGUCCCAGCUGCCACGGAGUGAAGCUCAGUGGGGAGCACACCUGGAAGCAGGAGCGGGUGCUCGCCUUCCUCAGGGAGCACUUCUCCUCCGACGGCAUCCAGCUCGACUACCUGGAAGAGGAGGCCAAGCUGCUGAGCAAGCAGGGGGAGAAGCUGGCCUCCCUGAGGAAGGAGCAGGAUGCCGGGGGGCAGGGUGAGAGGAAGGACGGAGAUGGGGAGGCCCAGGAUACCGCGGCGGAGGGAGAGGAGGGCGCGCAGGAGGAGCCGGCAGCAGAGGGGGAGGAGGAGGUGGAAGAUCCAGCGGAGGAGGAGAUGGACGAGCUGCAGGCGGCGGAUGAGGGCAGGGCCACGGAGCCGCCACCCUGGGACAGGCCGGAGACAGAGCCUUCCCGCCACAGCAAGCCCAGCAUCGUGGGGCUGAAGCUGAGGGAGCCGUCGCGCGAGGACAUCGUGGACCUGGACUCCUUCGUCAACCAGCACUACAAAGUCAAGGCCCUGCGGGAGGCCAGCCGCAUCAAGAGGAGGAGCCUGCAGAGGAAGGAGGAGCUGGAGCUGCAGCCCGUGGAGCCGCACGGCUUUGCCGGGGAGGAGGAGUGGCUGCGGAAGAGGGGGCUCUCGGAGGAGGACGGGGAGGGGGGGAUGGGGAUGGGCAUGGCGCUGGACAUGGACCUGCCGCCCUACAGGAAGCGCUGGAUCUCCCUGCUGAGCGUGGGCUUCUCGCGCGUGGACAUCAGCCUGUGCGUGCUGCUCUACCUGCUGUCCUCCAUGUGCCUCCUGGGCAUGUACCUGUACUUCAAGAUGCGCCUUAGGCUGCGGCGUGCCAAGGUGGCUCUGCCCUGAACCGGAUAUCCUUUUGUAUUCUUGGUUAAGGUACUUAACCCACAAUUGCCUCAGUAAAUAUCCAGCUGUAUAAAUGGGUAAUAUGUAAAAAAU
Molecule: messenger RNA, 2589 nt
Organism: Megalops cyprinoides (Indo-Pacific tarpon)
Lineage: Eukaryota; Metazoa; Chordata; Actinopteri; Elopiformes; Megalopidae
Gene: qsox1
Product: quiescin Q6 sulfhydryl oxidase 1
Exons: 12
Coding region: 118-2496 (792 amino acids)
Biological process (GO): protein folding
Cellular component (GO): Golgi membrane
Molecular function (GO): protein disulfide isomerase activity; flavin-dependent sulfhydryl oxidase activity
Source: RefSeq, a predicted model, not a curated record